Messenger RNA from Mugil cephalus (flathead mullet), 2359 nucleotides. It is a transcript of the gene ero1a, whose product is annotated as endoplasmic reticulum oxidoreductase 1 alpha. The record is from RefSeq and is a predicted model, not a curated record. Lineage: Eukaryota; Metazoa; Chordata; Actinopteri; Mugiliformes; Mugilidae. Gene Ontology annotation, molecular function: protein-disulfide reductase activity; thiol oxidase activity; FAD binding. The transcript is spliced from 15 exons. Gene Ontology annotation, biological process: protein folding in endoplasmic reticulum. The coding region runs from base 117 to 1496 and encodes 459 amino acids. Gene Ontology annotation, cellular component: endoplasmic reticulum membrane; endoplasmic reticulum.
UACUGCCUCCUCCUCCUCCUUUUAUAUAUUUGCUACCACCGAACAGCUGAAGCUUUACUCGCUUGUCCGAAGAGUUUUCUCACAGAGGUCUGCUCCGACUGAACGCAGGGGUCGCCAUGAAGCUGCUGGUCCUCCUCUUCCUCCUCUUCCUCCUCAGUCUGUUGAGCUCCGUAGACUGCAGGUGUUUCUGUCAGGUGACCGGUGACCUGGACGACUGCGCCUGUGACGUGGAGACCAUCGACGGCUUCAACAACGAUCAGCUUUUCCCCAAACUUCAAUCUCUCCUUGAGUCAGACUACUUCAGGUUCUAUAAGGUGAACCUGAAUAAGCCGUGUCCAUUCUGGACGGCCGACAGUCACUGUGGCCUGAGGGACUGCGCUGUGAAGCCGUGCUCUCUUAAUGAGGUGCCUGAAGGGAUCCGAUCCUCGUCCCAGAACAAGUAUUCAGAGGAAGCAAACAGGCAGUCUGAUGAGUGUGAGCAGGCGGAGCAUCUCGGAGCUGUAGACGUGUCUUUAAGCGUCGAGACCCAAGAGGCUCUGCUUGAAUGGAACAAACACGAUGAUGAGACAGAGCGUUUCUGCGUGGUUGAUGACGAGCAGUCACCUGACUCCCAGUACGUUGACCUGCUGCUGAACCCUGAGCGCUUCACGGGAUACAAAGGACCAGAGGCCUGGCAGAUCUGGAACAGCAUCUACGAGGAGAACUGCUUCAAGCCGUACACUGUCAGACGACCUCUUGUCCCUGAGUCGUUCCAGAGCAGCUCAGGAAGUGAAACGAGGACCUUCUACAGCUGGCUGGAAGGUCAGUGUGUGGAAAAGAGGGCUUUCUACCGGCUCAUCUCCGGCCUCCAUUCCAGCAUCAAUAUACACCUGAGCGCCAGAUACCUGCUGGAUGACACCUGGUUCCAAAAGAAGUGGGGUCACAACGUGUCUGAGUUCAGGCAGAGAUUCGACUCUGAGCUGACGGCCGGUGAGGGACCCAAGAGGCUCCGCAACCUCUAUUUCCUGUACCUGAUAGAGCUGCGAGCGCUGGCCAAAGCUCUGCCGGUCUUCCAGCAGCCGUCUUUACGACUGUACACGGGCAGACCUGAGGAGGACCACAAACACAAAGAGCUGCUGCUGGAAAUCCUGCAGCUGGCCAGAUCUUUUCCUUUGCACUUUGAUGAGAGGUCUCUGUUUGCUGGGGAUGAAAAGGAAGCAGCAAAACUGAAGGAGGACAUCAGACUGGCCUUCCUCAACAUCUCCAGGAUCAUGGACUGUGUUGGCUGCUUCAAAUGUCGCCUGUGGGGGAAACUACAGACUCAAGGAUUAGGCACAGCGCUGAAGAUUUUGUUUUCAGAGCGACAGAUUGAAGCUCUGCCCAAAUCCAGCAACCAGCGACCCAGUUUCCAACUGAGCCGGCAGGAGAUCGUCUCCCUGCUCAACGCCUUCGGAAGGAUUUCCACCAGUAUCAGAGAACUGAAGAACUUCAGAUCACUGCUAGCGGAGGAGCGAUGAGGACAUCAAGAGCCUUUCAACCAUUUUCUGAUGAGAUAUAAAUUCAAAUCUGCACAUUUUUGGCAGUGAUGCAAAGGUAUCCGUCCAUUUAGCUGACUUAGACUUGCUGACUUCAAGUGUCUUUAUGGAAGCUCUAAUUUUAACAGACAGAAAAUGGUCAUCAGCUCCAGAAACAUUCAUUCAGACUUAAUUUUUUUUUAUAUGAAAACGUGCUUUAAUCAAUGAAAUCAGGUCAGAUGUUGUUCUUCAGUCAUGUGUUUUUGUGUUUAUGCUUUUGUCCUGAAGAUGGCGAUGUUUAUAAAGAAAACUUUUCUUUUGUCCUAAGAAAAACUUGAAUGUAAAGACACUGUUAAGAUGGAAAUGAACAUGUUUUUCCUACCUACUGUUGAUGUUCUGGUUUACUAUGCCUUUAGGUACACUUUGACGUUUCUUCUUCCACCCUCCAUAGCUUCUUUAUGUAAGAAUUCAUUUAAACCUACAAUAAUAAUGAAACCUGUUUGUGUACUGGAGGUGAAUUUUAGAAACCUGUUGGUACUAACCACAAAUCGUUCAUUUACAUUACAGAAAGUUGAAUCUGGCUUACUGGUGGUUUAGUUUGGACUAUGAUGAAGAAAUUAAAUGCAUUAAAGGACUGAAAAAAGUAACAAAUUGUUUGUAAAAUGAAUUUAUUUUUAUUUAUAUGUGUACUAAGUUUGGUUUGGAAAUAAAGGCUGAUUAUGUCAUUUUAUUUUUUUUACUACUGAUCUUUUGUUCACGUGUUGUAAACAAUUAUUUGUUUUAUUGUUUUUUAUGCAAAGGUUUUUGUGAAAUGAAUGAACUUUCCCUUAAAUAUAAAAUUUUAAUAAAGAGAUAUUUGAAAGAAA